CGUGGCCUACCUGAGGCCUGGCGUCUCUGGCGGUGGAUGCUCUGGGCUUGCCAGGGCCUGCUAGCGGUGCAGACGGGCUUGGAAGCCGCACCGAGCUCUUCGGGUCCGGCUUUUUCCACGCGUGGACCCUGCGCCGGGGAUUCCCAGCGUCUCCGGGUCGGCGCUUUGCCGGGGUCCUGCGGCCAUGAGUGUGGGUUUCAUCGGCGCGGGCCAGCUGGCCUGUGCGCUGGCUCGGGGCUUCACGGCUGCAGGCGUCCUGUCGGCUCACAAGAUCAUAGCCAGCUCCCCGGAAAUGGACCUGCCCACGGUGUCUGCGCUCAGGAGGAUGGGCGUGAAUCUGACCCGAAGCAAUAAGGACACCGUACGGCACAGUGACGUUCUGUUCCUGGCUGUGAAGCCGCACAUCAUCCCCUUCAUCCUGGAUGAGAUUGGGGCCGACGUGCAGGAGAGGCACAUCGUGGUCUCCUGUGCGGCUGGCGUCACCAUCAGUUCUGUGGAGAAGAAGCUGACGGCGUUCCAGCCAUCCCCAAAAGUGAUCCGCUGCAUGACCAACACCCCGGUGGUGGUUCGAGAGGGGGCCACAGUGUAUGCCACGGGCACCCACGCUCUGGUGGAGGACGGGAAGCUGCUGGAGCAGCUCAUGAGCAGCGUGGGCUUCUGCACGGAGGUGGAGGAGGACCUCAUCGACGCCAUCACGGGACUCAGCGGCAGCGGGCCUGCCUAUGCAUUUAUGGCUCUGGAUGCCCUGGCAGACGGUGGGGUGAAGAUGGGCGUGCCACGGCGCCUGGCGGUCCGACUAGGAGCUCAGGCAUUGUUGGGAGCAGCUAAAAUGCUGCUGGACUCAGAGGACCACCCAGGCCAGCUCAAGGACAACGUCUGCUCGCCUGGGGGGGCCACUAUCCAUGCCCUGCACUUCCUGGAGAGUGGGGGCUUCCGCUCUCUGCUCAUCAAUGCAGUCGAGGCCUCCUGUAUCCGAACACGGGAGCUGCAGUCCAUGGCUGACCAAGAAAAGGUCUCCCCUGCUGCCCUCAAGAAGACCCUCCUGGACAGAGUGAAGCUGGAAUCACCCACAGUGUCCACGCUGGCCCCGCCCAGUCCAGGGAAGCUCCUCACGAGAAGCCCCGCCCAGGGAAGCAAGAAGGACUGAGGAGGACUCCGUGGGGUGUCCCUGUCCCCAGCAGCGCCGGGAGGGGCAGGCGUAGGCCCCGGUGAACGAUGCUGCUUGGAUCUGUUUACUUGGUGGCACCGAGUCCUCCCUUCUCUUGGCCCCCGGCAGAAGGUGCUCUGAAGAGGCAGCUGACGCCCGAAGCCGGGUAGUCAGUCCUGCACGCCUCUCUGAGAGAGGUGGGGGGCCCUGAGUUAGCAACCCCCCUCAGCAGAUGUCUGUGAACUUUAGUUAGAUCUCAGGAGUGGUUCAGUUUGACCUCAGGGUGAGGUGAGAGGGGAGAGAGGGAAGGCCCAUCCUCUGAAUUAAAAACAUGUAGAAGCAAGUGACUUACUGUUGCCGUUGGAAGUGUGGGGAAUUCCACGAGGCUUUUGCUUGACUCUGGUUUCACAGGUGUCCCAAUACAAGGUGAUGGUCAUUGCUAGUUCUAGCUGCUUUAAUAAAGAUUUUAUUUAUUUA
Molecule: messenger RNA, 1624 nt
Organism: Peromyscus maniculatus bairdii (prairie deer mouse)
Lineage: Eukaryota; Metazoa; Chordata; Mammalia; Rodentia; Cricetidae
Gene: Pycr2
Product: pyrroline-5-carboxylate reductase 2
Biological process (GO): L-proline biosynthetic process
Molecular function (GO): pyrroline-5-carboxylate reductase activity
Source: RefSeq, a predicted model, not a curated record